Molecule: messenger RNA, 2056 nt
Organism: Condylostylus longicornis
Lineage: Eukaryota; Metazoa; Arthropoda; Insecta; Diptera; Dolichopodidae
Gene: RanGAP
Product: ran GTPase-activating protein
Exons: 7
Coding region: 76-1881 (601 amino acids)
Biological process (GO): signal transduction; nucleocytoplasmic transport; activation of GTPase activity
Cellular component (GO): perinuclear region of cytoplasm; cytosol; nucleus
Molecular function (GO): small GTPase binding; GTPase activator activity
Source: RefSeq, a predicted model, not a curated record
GUUGUAAUUAGUUUCAAAUUUAAACAGAAGUAAAAAAAUUGUAUAAUUGUACAGCAUAAAAAAAAUAAUUAAAUAAUGAGUUCAAAAGACGGAGAAUUGCAAAAUUUUAGUUUUACGAAACUCGCAGAAGAAUUGGAUUCGGCUACAAGCAGUGUUAGUUUUGAAGGGAAAUCAAAUAAGUGGGAAAACGAAGCGGCUGUUCAACCUGUAAUCGAUGAAAUCAAUAAAUCUCAGAAAUUAACGCUCCUUAAUUUAGAAGGGAAUACGUUAGGUGUUGAAGCGGCUAAAGCUAUUGGUCAAGCACUUCAAAAACAUCCAGAAUUCCAGAAAGCUCUUUGGAAGGAUCUCUUUACUGGUAGAUUAAAAACAGAAAUACCUUUAGCACUUAAAGAAAUGUGCAGUGGUAUAAUAAAAGCGGGCGCAAAUUUAACAGUUUUAGACUGUAGUGACAAUGCGUUAGGUCCAAAUGGCAUGAUUGGUUUAGUAGAUUUUAUAAAAAGCUCGUCUUGUUAUAGUUUACAAGAAUUAAAAUUAAACAACUGUGGAUUAGGUGUCCAAGGAGGUAAAAUGUUGGCAGAUGCAUUACUUUCUUGUCACGAAUCAAGCGUAAAAGCUGGUAAACCGUUAAAACUCAAAGUUUUUAUUGCUGGACGAAAUCGUUUAGAAAAUGAAGGGGCUAAGGCACUUGCAAAAGUGUUCGCAGCUGUAAAAACUUUAGAAGAAAUUGCAAUGCCACAAAAUGGUAUAUAUCAUAUAGGUAUAGCUGCAUUGUCCGAUGGAUUUAAAGAAAAUGAGAAUAUGAGAGUUUUAGAUUUAAAUGAUAAUACUAUCACUUCAAAAGGUGCCGUUUCUUUGGCAAGUGCUUUCAAAUCAAUGCAAAAAUUGAGAAAAAUCAAUUUUGGUGAUUGUUUACUGAAAACAAAAGGAGCCCUGCUACUAGCAGAAGCCAUUCAAAAUUCACAUGCAGACUUAGAGAUUCUCGAGUUGGAAUCCAACGAAAUUGAAAUGAAUGGGGGAAUAACUGUAGCUUCAGCCGUUGGAAAUAAAGAAAACCUAAAAAUUUUAAAUCUUGAUUGCAAUCAAUUUGGAGGAGAGGGAUGCAUUACGAUUCAAGAAAUAAUGGAGGGAAACGGGAAGCUAGACUGCUUGGCUUCUAUGGAAAAUGAUGAAGGUGAUGAUGACGGCGUUGAUGAUACUGAAAAUGAAGAUGAAGCAGAAAACGAGGACGAUUAUGAAGAAGAAGAAGAAGCGGAAGAUAAAAAUGAACCAGCAGAGAUUAGUUCUUACAGAGGCUUAGAAUCAAUUUCUUUAUCGGAAGAUGACGACUGUGAUGUUAACUAUAUCGCAGCAUUUUGUAAUAAAUCUGUAUUCAACAAUAAAGAAAAUUCUUCACACGACAACAGUGUCGUAUUCAUUAAAGAAGAAGAAUUAGCGAAUACAAUCGAAAAUUUUAUUGAGUGCAACACAACUUCAAAAAUGUUUAUGGCAUUAACAGAAAAAAAUAAACUCGAAGAGUUUAGAAACUAUUUGAAGAAAUACAAAGAUGAUGAUUAUUUAAUAAGAUUGACAUUUUUAGUUUUAAAGUGCUCAGAUGUUUCAACAGAAUCUGCAGAAGCUUUAGAUAUUGCUGUUGCUCUAUAUAAAGAUGCUUUCGAUUAUGCAAAAGAAACAAAUCAAAUAUCAAGAGUUCGAACAUUUUUUUUAAUUCAAUUAGGUCUUUUAAAAUGUGAAGACAAAUCUUUUAAACCGGCAUAUGAUUUAAAAGCAUGUCGAAAUGCUGCUAAAAUUGCUGUAGAUAAAAAAUGUUUUCCGGAUGAAAUAGAAUCAUCAUUCAAAUUAUUUUUGGAAAAAUUUGGUGAUGCACAAUUUGUUAAACCCUAAAAGGGAACUAGAACUUAAGUUGACCGCUUUUUUGCAAAAAAAAAAUGUCGAAAAUUAAGAAAUUUACAGACACACUACUAAAAUUUUUAUAUAAAGCUUAAACUUAAAAAUUGUAUGUUAUGAAAUUUAGAAUCUAAUAGUGAUUCUAUCAAUUUAUACAACAAUAAAACUUCAU